AUGGAUGCUCAAAGUCUGGUUUCAUUUUCACCGCCUAGCAUGUUACUUACCGGUUUAAUUGUGGUUUUAAUGUAUAUUAUUUACAGGUUAACUAAACCUCGAUAUGAAAAGAAUUUUCCUCCUCUACGACGAGGCUUGGUGCCAUGGCUUGGAUGUGCUUUUGAGUUUGGUGUUGAACCACUUUCUUUCAUUGAUAAGAUGAGACAAAAGAUGGGCACUGUUUACACCCUGUAUGUGGCAGGAGAACGUCUCACUUUUCUCACUGAUGCAGAUGAUUUUCACCACUUUUUCCAGUCAGCGAAUGUAGAUUUUCAGAAAGCAGUGCAGGAUCCAGUGCAGAAUAUAGCAUCAGUAAGUGAAGAGUCCUUUUUUCAGUUCCACACAAAGAUUCAUGACAUGGUUAAAGGGAGAUUGGCAUCUUCACGCCUUGUACAUUUCCACGAUGACCUUUGUGAAGGAUUUAACAAGGAGAUUGCAGCUGCUGUGUCAGUGAAAGGUCCCUGUAACCUCCAUGAUGUGGUCAGAAAGUCCAUGUAUAUUGCUGUCAUUAAUAACUUGUUUGGACCUGGAGUCCUUCCUACCACAAACCCGGCAAAAUUCAAGGAAUUGGAAAAGAACUUUGUCUUGUUUGAUGAGUUGUUUGAGUAUGGAGCACGGCUACCUACCUUUAUGAUUAGGGAUUGGACCUCCUCAAAAUGGUGGUUGAUUGGGAUGUUUAAAGAUUUAUACAAAGGUAUCAAGAACAAGGAAAGAAGUGAAAAUGAGACAAUAUUACAGACACUCCUGAACCUGGUGGAUGAUAAACAUGCCCCUAAUUAUGCCUUGCUGUUUUUGUGGGCAUCUCUGGCUAACGCUGUCCCUAUAACUUUUUGGUGCCUAGUUUUUAUCCUAUCAGAUCAGAAAGUUUGGUCAGAAUUGAAAAAGGAAAUAUCAUCUACCUUAGGAACUGAGCGGAAUGGUCAGAUCAAAAUCACAGAAAAGCAAAUCAGGGAUAUGCCAUUCCUUCGGUCUUGUGUCCUUGAGGCCAUACGACUGCGACCUGCUGGUAUUAUUACCAGACGUGUUGUUAAGGCUUUCAAAAUAAAGGAAAUGGAGAUACCUGCGGGUGACAUGUUGAUGCUGUCUCCAUAUUGGGCCCAUCGCAACCCAAAAUAUUUUUCUGAUUGUGAAGAAUUCAGACCAGAUAGAUGGAAAGAUGCUGACCUGGAAAAAAAUCUGUUUUUAGAUGGAUUUGUGGCAUUUGGUGGUGGAAGAUACCAGUGUCCAGGAAGAUGGUAUGCCCAGAUGGAGAUUCAGAUGUAUGUGGCUCUCUUUCUACAAAAAGUGGAUUGUACUGUGCUAACUGAUCAUAUCCCACCACCAAGCACAAAGCAUUUGGUGGGAACACAGCAGCCCGCAGAGCCAUUCCUCGUGGACCUAAAACAGACUUUUUGAACAGAUAAAUGUUCUAGAACAGCCAUUCUAUUUCGAACAACAAUAACCAGAAGGAACACCCAGGAUUCUACUCUUUUCUUCAAGCCAUAAUAC
Molecule: messenger RNA, 1527 nt
Organism: Ylistrum balloti
Lineage: Eukaryota; Metazoa; Mollusca; Bivalvia; Pectinida; Pectinidae
Product: 24-hydroxycholesterol 7-alpha-hydroxylase-like
Exons: 13
Coding region: 1-1434 (477 amino acids)
Biological process (GO): bile acid biosynthetic process; cholesterol homeostasis
Molecular function (GO): oxidoreductase activity, acting on paired donors, with incorporation or reduction of molecular oxygen; heme binding; iron ion binding
Source: RefSeq, a predicted model, not a curated record